Molecule: messenger RNA, 390 nt
Organism: Linum trigynum
Lineage: Eukaryota; Viridiplantae; Streptophyta; Magnoliopsida; Malpighiales; Linaceae
Source: the annotation of a GenBank genome assembly
AUGAAGCAAAAGUUGGUGAUCAAUGUGUCAAUGAACAAGGAAAAGUCACGGCUCAAGGCGAUGAAGAUAGUCGUCGGUGUCCACGGCGUUGACUCGGCGUCGUUGGCCGGGCCGGACAAGACCCAAAUUGAAGUCACCGGCGACGGAAUCGACUCGGUGGCACUCGUCACUCUGCUUCGGAAAAAAGUGGGGUUCUCUGAACUGGUGAGCGUCGGCCCUUUGGAAGAGAAGAAGGAGGAGGAUAAGAAGCCGGAGGAAGACUCUAAACCGUCGGCUCCCGUCGUAUUGUCAUACGAGUACGGUGGUGGACAGCCUCACUACGUCUACCAAAUGAGCCCUGCCGCCGGCGGGUACUAUUACAAUAAUAAUUACCCUUAUCUUUGGAAUUAA